Molecule: messenger RNA, 2621 nt
Organism: Nematolebias whitei (Rio pearlfish)
Lineage: Eukaryota; Metazoa; Chordata; Actinopteri; Cyprinodontiformes; Rivulidae
Gene: fastkd5
Product: FAST kinase domain-containing protein 5, mitochondrial
Exons: 2
Coding region: 60-2471 (803 amino acids)
Biological process (GO): regulation of mitochondrial mRNA stability; mitochondrial RNA processing
Cellular component (GO): mitochondrial matrix; ribonucleoprotein granule
Molecular function (GO): RNA binding
Source: RefSeq, a predicted model, not a curated record
AAUGAAAGUCUUUGACGGCGUGCCUUAACCUACUGAAAAUGAUGUUUCCAUGAAGUUUUAUGCUAAAGGGUAACAAGUCUUCCUCACUGAUGGCGGCCUGUGUGUUGUGUCGUCAGGUUGCCAGGUUUCGUUCCCUUCCAAUAUGGAGAAAAGGUUUAACCCAGGCUAAACACAUUCACAUCAAAUCGGAGGAUGACAUAAAUGAUCAACAAGAAAAUAAUAAAGAAAACAAACCCCAAGAAGGGUACAAGCUGCGUUAUGACCCAUCGUCUUACUCAACAAACUCUGCAAAUUCUCACCACCAGACCGAUAAUGAAGAGGAGCAAUGUCUCGUGGCUCAUGGGCCUUCUUUCUGUCAACAAGGAAAUCGCUACAGUGUGAGCUGCUCGCGGCAAUCUUCAAGCUCAAAAAGCAAGCUUCGCCGCUUGAAUUUCAACAAACUCCCUGAACCUGAGAUACCAUUUGUGUUGCCUGCACAAAAAAAGCCAGUACCACCAACUGCUAAAGUAGACUCACGUGCUUUCCUUAAAUGCCGGCCAAAGUAUGCCUCAAUGACCCUUGACCUUACCCAGCAACCUCGUUAUAUCGACUGGCCAGAGGUGUUACUGCUACUCCAACAAGCGUCGCUCUUAAAGGGCAAGAUGAAGCCGUCUGAUGUUUCCCAUUUCCUCGUGGAGGUCAGCAAGUUGCACCCAGACAACUUGCCACUGCUGCAUAGGAACCAAAGCUUUGUCCUGCUCCUUCAAUAUUCUGUAGAACAUCUGCAGCUCUUUUCUCAGCUUCAGCUGCUGGAGGUGUUGCAGUCAUUUGUGUGGCUGAAGAUCCCCCCUUCUUACUAUGUGCUGGAGGCAUUUGAGUCUGAGCUGAGCCAUCGAGCCUACCAGAUGAGCUUGCAUCAGUUGUUGUUCGCUGCUGACCUGUGGCGCUGCAUGAAGAGGCUGGUGCCACAGUUUUUACAGCAGGUGUUUAAAUUGAUUUGCCCAAAUCUGGGACAAAUAGGCGUUCCUGAGCUGAUACAUCUUUUGUAUAUAAUGGGAGAAGGCAGGCACUGUCCGAAAGACUUAAUUCAUCCUUUAGAGCAACGUCUGAUGCGUGAUUUACAUCAGCUGCACCCAGAGGAGAUUGGAACUGUCUGCCUGGGCCUCUUCAAGUCCCAAUCCCCAAUCUCUGAGCACGCAGUGACACGGCUCGUUGACAGAGCACUCUGUUGUGUGACUGAGAUGAGUGACUUUGCGCUGGUGAAUGUGAUGAAAUACCUGCGUUUCAGUUAUCGCUUUCACAGAAAGUGGCUGGAAGCUAUGGAGCAGGAAGUUCCUCAACGCGUCCACGGGAUGAGUGUCCAAGGUCUAAUGCAUAUGGCUUUGACUUGUUCAUCUCUGCAUUAUCACAACAGCAACAUCCUAAAUGCCAUUGCAGAGAGGAUUCCUCCUCUUGUGCCACACUGCAGGAGUAAGGACUCGUGCAAACUCUUGUGGGCCUAUGGCUCCUUGGGGUUUCUCCCCAGUCAGAGUCCGACUUUCUUUCCAAGCCUCAUAGAAGGCCUGAGACAGAGGAAAGCUGAGUUCCAGCGAUACCCAGAGCACCUACUUACUGGCCUUCUAGGCUUGGCUUUUAUCUCUCAGUUCCCAGAGGACCUUGUUGCAUUAGCUUUAAGCCCUGAAUUUAUCAGCUUGGCUCUGAAAAACACCAAUCUGGAUCUGAAAAAAGACUUGUUCUCGUUAGACAGUGCUGUUGCGCUGGAGAUGCCUCAGUGGAUGGGCCCCAAGUUAACUUCUGAGUUAAGAGAAGAGGUGGCAGACAUGCUGUGGAAGUUUGCACUGUCGUCCAUAUGCCAGAAACCAGAAGUUCUAGAGGCUGAAUCAAGUCUUCAAGACCUACUUGGGGGAGAGCAGUUUGUGUGGAAGAGAAUGAUCCUCCCCCACACUCGCUCCAUCGACCUGGAAAUCCAUCUGGACUCCACUGGACAGCCCAUUCCUGUGAACCCACCACCUCUGGAGCAGAAUUCAUCAGUAGUUCCCUCUAAUCAGGACUGGAAGAAAUUAAAAACCGGAGUGACUGUUACUGAUGAACUUUUUGAGAAGUUAAUAAACGUCAAAAGUCCUUCAAAUUCUUCACCUUCAUCUCCCGGCCCUGUGUCCCCUUUCAGAUUAUCGCCGGAUGAGAGUGGGAGUCUGUUUGACUCAGUUCUAGACUUGACCAGUGGCAUCCCAAAACCCCAAACUAUUACCGCUGAGUGUCUUUUGCAGGACUAUAAACAUUCUGUGAAAGUGGCUGUGCAGGUCACCCACAAGAACCAUUUCUGCUCCCAGUCCCAGCACCUGCUGGGGCUUCACGCGAUGAAGAGAAGACACCUAAAAAUCUCAGGCUACAGAGUCGUAGAGCUGCACCACAAUGAGUGGCUCCAGAUGCUCAGGAAGAGCAAGGCUGAGAAGCUGGGGUACCUCCACUGCAAGAUCUACAACUGUCUGUAACGAGUCUUAGGCCUCCACGAACUGGAAGAAAUGGAAAACGGUAUUGCUUAAUUUUGUUUUGCUCAAAUGCAAAUUGCAGAAAGAUCCAUUGGUAGAUGUUUAAGUUUAUGUUUAAUUUUGGCGUUUUUUUAUUUUAUUUUUUGUUCAGCU